Molecule: messenger RNA, 1635 nt
Organism: Perognathus longimembris pacificus (Pacific pocket mouse)
Lineage: Eukaryota; Metazoa; Chordata; Mammalia; Rodentia; Heteromyidae
Product: keratin, type II cytoskeletal 75
Exons: 9
Coding region: 1-1635 (544 amino acids)
Biological process (GO): keratinization; intermediate filament organization
Cellular component (GO): keratin filament
Molecular function (GO): structural constituent of skin epidermis
Source: RefSeq, a predicted model, not a curated record
AUGUCCCGGCAGUCCACCAUCACCUUCCACAUGGGCAGCCGUCGGGGUUUCAGCACCGCCUCGGCCACCACCCCAGCUGCUGGCCGCUCCCGAUUCAGCUCUGUCUCAGUGGCCCGCUCUGUGGGGAGCAGCGGGGGACUGGGCAAGAUCAGUGGUGUUGGAGCUGGCUUUGGAAGCCGCAGCCUGUACAACCUCGGAACCAAGAGGGUCUCCCUUGGUGGGUGUGGGGGCAGUGGCUUCCGAAACGGCUUUGGUGGCAGGGCUAGCAGUGGGCUUGGAGUCAGCAGUGGAUGUAGCUAUGGUGGUGGCAUUGGUGGGGGCUUCCCGGCCUGCCCCUCAGGAGGCAUCCAAGAAGUCACCGUCAACCAGAGUCUCCUGACACCCCUCAACCUACAAAUCGACCCCACCAUCCAGAGGGUGAGGAAAGAAGAGCGUGAGCAGAUCAAGACCCUCAACAACAAGUUCGCCUCUUUCAUCGACAAGGUGCGCUUCCUGGAACAGCAGAACAAGGUCCUGGAGACCAAGUGGAACCUCCUGCAGGAACAGGGUUCCAGGACCGUGAGGCAGAACUUGGAGCCCAUCUUUGAUGCUUACAUUAAUGACCUCCGACGGCAGCUGGAUGGUGUCACCACGGAGAGGGGAAGGCUGGAUGCAGAGCUGAGGAACAUGCAGGAGGUCGUAGAAGAUUUCAAAGUUAGGUACGAAGAUGAGAUUAACAAGCGCACAGCUGCUGAGAAUGAGUUUGUGGCCCUAAAAAAGGAUGUGGAUGGUGCCUACAUGAAUAAGGUAGAACUGGAAGCCAAGGUUGACUCUCUCACGGACCAGCUCAACUUCCUCCGGAUGGUCUUUGAGGCAGAACUGUCCCAGAUGCAGAACCAGGUGAGCGAUACAUCCGUGGUGCUGUCCAUGGACAACAACCGCAGCCUGGACCUGGACAGCAUCAUUGCUGAGGUCAAGGCUCAGUACGAAGACAUUGCCAACCGCAGUCGGGCCGAGGCAGAGUCCUGGUACCAGACCAAGUAUGAGGAGCUGCAGGUCACAGCAGGCAGACAUGGCGACGACCUUCGCAACACCAAACAAGAGAUCUCUGAGAUGAACCGGAUGAUCCAGAGGCUGAGAGCCGAGAUCGACAGCGUCAAGAAACAGUGUGCCGGCCUGCAAACAGCCAUCGCUGACGCUGAGCAGCGUGGAGAGCUGGCCCUCAAGGAUGCUCGGGCCAAGCUGGUAGACCUCGAGGAGGCCCUGCAGAAGGCCAAGCAGGACAUGGCACGGCUGCUGCGAGAGUACCAGGAGCUGAUGAACGUCAAGCUGGCCCUGGACGUGGAGAUCGCCACCUACCGCAAGCUGUUGGAGGGCGAGGAGUGCAGGCUGAGUGGAGAGGGGGUGUCUCCAGUUAACAUCUCUGUGGUCACCAACACCGUGUCCAGUGGCUAUGGUGGUGGCAGUGGCAUUGGAAGUGGAAGUCUGGGUCUCAAUGGGGGCAGCAGCUAUUCCUUUACCACCAGUGGUGGGCAUAGCCUGGGCACAGGCCUGGGGGGCUCUGGCUUCACUGCCAGUAGCAGCCGGGGCCUGGGAGCCAGUGGUGCCAGCGUCAAGUUUGUAUCCACCACGUCCAGAAAGACCUACAAGCACUAA